Cicer arietinum (chickpea) is the source of this 2302-nucleotide messenger RNA. Its product is annotated as KH domain-containing protein HEN4. Gene Ontology annotation, molecular function: RNA binding. The record is from RefSeq and is a predicted model, not a curated record. Lineage: Eukaryota; Viridiplantae; Streptophyta; Magnoliopsida; Fabales; Fabaceae.
AUUAGAGCAAAACCGACGUUGCUCUAUCUCUCCCUUUCUUCUGCUACUGCUAUUGCUAUUGGAGUUAGAGCACAGGGAACAAGACUCAACCAAAACUAUAUCAUUUUUUUAUUAAAAUAAAGAGGUGCUAUAUAUUAUUUAUUUAUUUAUUACUAUUAUUAGUUUUCAUCAUAGAAGAAGUGGACUAUGGGAAGCAACACUGAAGACCCUAAUCCCUCCUUCAAGCGCACUUACAGCCACGUCGUUUUCCGUCUUCUCUGCCACUCCUCCCGCGUCGGCGCUAUCAUCGGAAAAUCUGGCUCCGUCAUCAAGUCACUUCAGCAACUCACCGGCGCCAAAAUCAGAAUCGACGACGCACCGCCUGACUCUCCAGAGCGUGUCAUCGUCGUCAUCGUCAAGCUCGACGGCCAAGGUGUACCAGAUGUCUCCAAGCCACCUGAGGCUCUGCUCAAGGUGUUCGAAAGAGUUCUUGAUGUUGCUGCCGCUGAGACUGAAGGAACUGACGUUGGAGAUAGGGUGGUUUCAUGCAGACUGCUUGCUAACGGCGGUCAGGCUGGUUCCGUCAUCGGAAAAGGAGGAAAGGUUGUGGAGAAGAUCAGGAUUGACACCGGAUGUAGAAUUAGGGUUUUGAAUGAUAAGUUGCCUGUUUUCUCUAAGCCCUCUGAUGAAAUCAUUGAGAUACAAGGCAAUGCAUCAUCUGUAAAGAAGGCACUCGUUGCUGUUGCUAGUCGGCUUCAAGAGUGUCCUCCGCCUGACAGAACAAAGAUGAUGGGAACCAGACCUUAUGAAGUAUUUCAGCAUGAAACUUAUGCUGUUCCACACGAGGGUUUAACUGAUCUGAAUAUGGAUUACCGUCAGCAGAGGAGCUCUGCAUUACCUACUUCAUCCAUUGGGUCUGAUGGCAAUCCCUCUAAAGUUCAUCCAUUUUCAGCUGAAGUUAACAGAGUCUCCCUGGAUCCGGAAGCACUUCAACAGGAAGUUACCUUUAGAAUUCUUUGUUCCGGUGAUAGGGUUGGCGCUGUAAUCGGGAAAGGUGGCAGUAUCGUAAGAGCUCUUCAGAAUGAAACUGGGGCUACUAUAAGUGUUGGUCCUUCAGUAGUUGAGUGCGAGGAUCGGCUAGUUAUUGUUACUGCUUUAGAGAAUCCUGAAUCAAGAUUUUCUCCAGCACAGAAGGCCAUUGUGCUUGUUUUCUGCAGGUCUGUUGAGGGCUGUGUUGAGAAGGUGCUAGACUUGCAAUCAAAAAAGGAGUCAUUUGUCACUGCAAAGCUAGUAGUCCCAUCCAACCAAGUAGGUGUUUUGUUGGGGAAAGGAGGAGCAGUAGUCCAAGAAAUGCGGAAGGCCACAAGGACUAGCAUCAGUAUAGUUGGGAAUGGUCAGGUUCCAAAGUGUGCAUCAUAUAAUGAUCAAGUGGUACAGAUAUCAGGUGAAUUUCCAAAUGUUCGAGAUGCAUUGUAUAAUGCAACUAGUAGACUGCGAGAUCAUCUUUUUGCCAUAACAAAAAACAGUGGUGGAACUGGUCCCUACGGGAGACUGAGGGACUCCAUUCCUCUUGGUCUUGGAGGCCAACCAGUUGGUGGUGUUAAUCAUGGUCUCAAUAUUCAUUCUUUAUCUCAAAGCAUUGCUCAUUGUACACUUUCUGGAAAUUUUGAUCGUUCUUCUUCACCAGGGGUAUGGGCACCUAAGGUGGUGGGUGGGAUAACUUCCAGAUGCAUCAGUGAUGUUAGCAAGAGAUUGACUCCUCAUAACGAUGCCUUAGAACUUAUCAGUGGGAGUAAAACUGCCAUUGUAACUAAUACAACUGUGGAAAUUGUGGUUCCCGAUGAUAUUGUUGACUCUGUAUAUGGGGAAAAUGGUAGCAAUCUGGAUCAAUUGAGACAGAUAUCAGGUGCCAAGGUUACUGUUCGCGAACCCCGUCCUGGAACAAGUAACAGGACUACUAUUAUCUUAUCAGGCACACCCGAUGAAACUCAAGCAGCUCAGAGCCUUCUCCAAGCAUUUAUUAUCAGUGGAUCAUCAUGACAAUAUCUCCUCACCGAUGCCCGCUUAAUUUUCAACAGUGUUAAAUUUGUCGACUUUUCUUUUUUUGCUAUAUAUUUUUUGACCCCGCUGAAAAGCAUGUACAGCCCUUCAAAUAUACUCCACCGUUAAUCUUAUUUGAAAUCAAUUCAGCGCAGGCUGUUCACUGAACGGUAGUAUACUAACUCAACUGCGGUCUCUUGAUUCUUCAACACCUUUUGUUCUUUUAGAAAUAUCACCAUGUUAAGGAAGCCAUGUCUUGAAUAGGUUCUUUUUCAUGAUUUUA